Ascochyta rabiei is the source of this 1350-nucleotide messenger RNA. RefSeq lists its product as uncharacterized. The transcript has a single exon. Bases 1 to 1350 code for a protein of 449 amino acids. The record is from RefSeq and is a predicted model, not a curated record. NCBI's taxonomy places the organism in Eukaryota, Fungi, Ascomycota, Dothideomycetes, Pleosporales, Didymellaceae.
AUGCAUUCCGCGAGUGUAUCUCUUGCAGGGGCUUCUGACACCAACUUGGCCCAAAAGCUUCUAUACAUCGACGUCUUCUCCCACACCAAGCACACUUACACCACUGGAGACAUCGUACGUGGUGUGGUGCGUGUCGAUCCUACCGCACGCCCCCAGAACGUAAGCAUAUUCUUCAGAGGAACCUGCAUUCUUUACAACAAAGACUUUGAGGGAUGCCAGACCGAACUCUUUCGCCUUGAGCGAGAGCUAUUCACAUCCUCGGGCACCAGCGAGAAUUAUGACAUCCUGCGCCGAGGCACAGCUGACGAUGGGAAAGUCGACCUUCCCUUUCAAUUUACCUUUCCACAUGUGGUAGCUCAGACGCCACCCGCGGGGCGGGAAUGGCACUACUCAAAAGAUUCCUUUGGUCAUCCUCGGUUCCAGCAUUCCCCAGGAUUUUUGCUACCUCCAACGUGCACGUCCUCGACAAACGCGGGGGUUGCAGUCGCUCCAGGUGUCUCGUACUACCUCGAGGCACGGUUAGAUUCAUCCUUGAAGAUUCGACAAGAGGUAAAGUUCGUACCACCGGCACCAGAGUAUGACUUGUUGCUUCUGCAGCCCAAUAUCGACUUCGGAACGAGUUUGCCCAGGCAGCAGUGCCGCUAUAAGUUCAUUCGAACGCGAAAGCUAUUACCCGGUUAUAAGGAGAAAAGCGGCAAGUUCAGCAAGGUGAAGGACUUCCUGGUCGAGAAAGAGCUUUUCUUCGGUAUAGAGACCUUCAGCGAAAUCCCCUUCUACAAAUUCAACGUUCUGGCCACUCCACCUCGCGUCAUAGUCAUCGGCUCCGAUUUUCCCAUACUCGUCACAUUGCAGCAUCUCGAUCGGUCAUCAUCUAUUCCCGAACCCCCUCCGCUCUUUUUGCGCCGCGUACGAGUGCAAAUAAUUUCCACUUAUAACACAUUUGUCCCGCAACCGAAAGACUCAGUCAAUUGUGCCAGUGAACACAUUGACCGCGCUGAACACACGACCACACUGAUUGACAAAAAGUUCACUUCUGGAAAUGGGGAGCCUCUACAAGACGGCCUAAAUAUGGCCGACUUGGGAGAUCAUCGGAAACUCAAGGCUGACGGAUUGAUUACACCAAGUUUCUCGACCUAUGGAAUGACACUGGAGCACGUGAUGCAGGUCGAGAUGUGGGGCGAAUGCGUAAAAAAUGAGUGGUCUGGGAUCGUGUGCAAAGAAAAAGUCCAGUUCGUCUCGGGCUGGACAUUCAGCUCGAUUUCGGGAGAGAACGGGACGAUUGGACUGGACCAGUUGCACGCAAGGCCACCUCCUCAAGCGUUUCCGCCACCAGAGUACUACACUGUGUGA